AUGCCGUUCGGAGAGUGCACUAUCACACUGCAGGACGUGGCAUACCAGCUGGGUUUGCCAGUGGACGGGCGUUACGUCAGCGGCUGCCUAUCAGAGUUCCAUAUAUACAUCGAGGGUGGCCGUCCAGCCUGGGUUUGGUUCGAGGAGUUGUUUGGAGUGGUACCUCCUCCUAGCCAGGUUCAGAAGUACGCGGUCAACUGCAGCUGGUUUCAGGAGACGUUUGGUGAGUGCCCGGAGGGAGCUGAUGAGGAUACUGUGCGUCGUUAUGCCCGUGCGUACAUCAUGAUGUUGUUGGGCACGCAGCUUUUUGCGGACAAGUCGGGCAACCGCGUUCACAUCAGAUGGCUUCCGUUUGUAGCUAGGCUGGAGGAGAUGGGGACCUACAGCUGGGGUUCUGCAGCACUGGCAUGGUUGUACCGGUGCAUGUGCCGUGUGGCGAACAGAAAUGUUAUCAAGCUAGCGGGCCCACUUCAGCUACUUCAGUCAUGGAUUUUCUGGCGAUUUCCUCGGUUUAGGCCUGCAGGAUUUGAGACGUUCAGCUGGCCAUUGGCCUCGAGGUGGUCAGGUUACAUCCCUUCCAGUAGCGAGAAGGGUCCUAGAGUUCAGACGUGGAGGCUCUGGAUAGACCGGUUGCAGGAUAGAGAGGUCAGUAUGUUACUUAAUAAGUUUUUUUAUUUAACCACAAUUUACGAGUUAGGAUCACGAGUUGCCCUGACAUUGUAUCGUUCUGGGUGCAGUUUAUCUGGAUGCCGUACAGUAGCCCUGACGUACUUCAGAUCGUGCAUCCCGAGGUUUUGGAGCCUCGGCAUAUGGUGUUGUGGCGGUCUGUUACAUCGCUUAUCUACUUUGCCGUCAUAGAGUGGCAUCAGGUAGACAGGAUUCUUCCGCAGUUUGGAGGGGUGCAGCCCCGUCCACAGGCCGCCCUGAACAUCGACUUUCUGAUGUCGAAGGACGGCAGAGGCGGCGAUCGAUGGUUCCCGUCCCAUUUGCAGAAGUGGCAUCAGUAUUGGGACGACCGUACGGAGAGCGUGCUGAGAUUCGAUGUUGUUGCUGACCCUGGUCCGUCGCAUCAGUUCUUGGAUUGGUGGAGUCAGCACGGGAAGAGGUUUUUGUCUCCGGAUCCGCA
Molecule: messenger RNA, 1126 nt
Organism: Arachis ipaensis
Lineage: Eukaryota; Viridiplantae; Streptophyta; Magnoliopsida; Fabales; Fabaceae
Source: RefSeq, a predicted model, not a curated record